Messenger RNA from Recurvomyces mirabilis, 1617 nucleotides. RefSeq lists its product as uncharacterized. The record is from RefSeq and is a predicted model, not a curated record. The transcript has 2 exons. Gene Ontology annotation, biological process: metal ion transport; transmembrane transport. Bases 1 to 1617 code for a protein of 538 amino acids. NCBI's taxonomy places the organism in Eukaryota, Fungi, Ascomycota, Dothideomycetes, Mycosphaerellales, Teratosphaeriaceae. Gene Ontology annotation, cellular component: plasma membrane. Gene Ontology annotation, molecular function: magnesium ion transmembrane transporter activity; cobalt ion binding; magnesium ion binding.
AUGAGACUGCGCUUGGCGGGCUUUUGGAUUGGUGUGGCUCGGCACAAUGCAUAUCAACACGGUAGUCGAAGUGCCCCCCGGGCUCUGUCGUACCUGAGCACUCGCGCGCACGUUGUACCACGGAUCAGAGCAGCACCAAGAUCAGAUCGCAUCCAGACCCGAAGCCAGAAUCUUUCAUACUGUGAUCCUGGAUGGCAGGUAGUGGGACUCUCUCACAGUACCACUCGAAGACUAUCGAUCACCCAGCGCCGUGCUCAAGUCUUUAAGCCAGAUGGAUCGUUCGCAGUCGGCGCGGAGCCAGGAUUCGACCUCAACGGCAAUGCUCAGGUCGAGGAUGCUCAGGUCGAGGAGGCUGAUGCACAGAUCAAGAUCAUCGAUUACUCUGCCGACCGCGUUGUGGACCAAGACGUAGGUGCGGACGACCUCAAACAUUUCCUGAGUACUCAACCCAAGCCAGACUGGGCGACAUGCCGUUGGGUAUACGUCAAUGGUAUCAGCAGAAAUGUUGUGCAUACACUGGGUCAGGCCUACGAUCUUCAUCCACUGACCCUCGAGGAUGUGAUGAACACCGACAACCUUGCCAAAGUGGAUUGGUACGACGACCAUUUCUUCUUAGAGCUUACACUUCAGAAGCUCGUGGAUGUUGUCGAGCACGACAACUCGCCACAGACCUCUGCCUUAUCUCACGGUGCGCACCGCAAGCGUUUUACAUAUGCUGCAGAUAGCUCCAACGACGCAGAUGUAGUGCAGCAACUUGACAAGCCAGGACGACAUCUGUACCAAAGGUUCAACAUGUCCGUCGAGCAGGCAAGUGUCUAUCUCACUGCAAGCGGGACCGUCAUCACCAUAUUCGAGCGAUCUGGAGAAGAUGUGUUCAAACCUAUCUAUAACCGUCUACAAUCACCACACACAGUACUUCGUUCUGGCGAUGAUCCAUCUAUGCUCGUACAGGGAGUGCUCGAUGCUGUGGUAGACAUGGCAGUGCCGGUCGGGAGAGCAUUUGAGGAUGCGUUUACCGAGUUAGAACUUGCCGUGCUUACGAAGCCAUCGAUCACACUUUCACGACAAGUCUACGUACUCCGGGCAGGUCUGGCAUCCUUCUUGGAUCUGCUCGUACCGAUAGGCGGUCUUGUCAGGGCGCUGUACGAUCAUCGAAACGUAGCACAACAGCCACCUGGAGCCGGACCAAUACCAACAGAGGCGGGAGCAAAGACACGCUCGCCAGACUUUGCCAGUCAGGCUGUUUCGCCAUUGACCCAAGCCUACCUCAAGGACGUUCAAGAUCACAUCACUACACUUACAAGUAGUACGCACAUGAGGAUUCGUUCCGCUGAGAACCUGACUUCUUUGAUAUUCAACACAAUUGCGGCUCGACAGAACGAGAGUGUGCGACAGCUCACGCUUGUGUCGAUCUUCUUCCUACCUCUCACUUUUUUGACAGGAUACUUCGGCAUGAACUUCGACCCGAUGCCGGUUGUGCAAGAACAUAGCGACGAGUUCUUCUGGUUCAUCGCAUCACCCGUCAUGGGAGUCACGCUAGCAAUACUAAUGGUGAGGCCUGCAGCACGGAAGCUCAGCGAGUGGCGGCGCAUGGCCUGGAGACGUCGGCGUCGAUGA